AUGUGGACGCGGAAGUUCUACCUCAGAGGGCUAUUCGAUAAUUGGCUGUCCGAUGUCAAGGCCACUAUCCUCGAGUUCAUUGGCACGACAUUCUUUCUGCUCCUCGCGUUCGGCGGGAUCCAAGCAGCGACAGCAGAAUUGAACCUGAGCGGCUCCGCGCCCUCUGUCAUCCUGCACGACCUGUAUAUCGCACUGUCUAUGGGGUUCAGCCUUCUCAUCUCUGUCUGGAUCUUCUACCGGGCUAGCGGUGGCGUGUUCAACCCAAACAUCACCCUGGCACUCUUCCUGGCCGGCGCCAUCAGGCCCUUGCGCUUCGUUCUGUACUGCAUCGCUCAGCUCGUCGGGGGUAUCGCCGCUGCGGCUAUUGUUUGUGCGCUUACACCUGGUCCUCUGUUGUCGAACCCUGUACUAGCCGACGGCGUCACCCUCGCGCAGGGCGUGUUCAUAGAGAUGUUCAUCACUGCGGCACUUGUCUUAUCCGUCCUCAUGCUAGCAGUAGAGAAACAUGCAGCUACGCCUUUCGCUCCGGUCGGUAUAGGUCUGACGUCCUUCGUUUGCCAUCUCUGGGGCGUGUACUAUACCUGCGUAAGUAUGAAUGUGGCGCGCGCUUUUGGUCCCGCCGUCAUCACCGGUUUUCCAUACAGCACUCAGUGGGUGUACUGGGUCGGCGACGGCCUCGGGUCACUCCUCGCAACAGCGCUUUACAUGCUAUUCAGACAACACAAGUACUGGCUCCUCAACCCUGGACAAGACAUGGUGUGCAUGAUCCCAGCACAGUAUGCGUCGCAGGACAGUGGGAAGACGGCGGGGUACUCUGCCAUCAUCUACCCCAAAAACCGAUGUCCCUCCAGCCACUCCAAGGAGGAUCACCGUUCCACGGCGACUGUUGGCUCGAGGGCCGCUCUGGAAACCGGAAUGCGAGGUCGCCGCUGUGUCUCUGACCUUGUAUGA
This is a messenger RNA of Rhodofomes roseus, 951 nucleotides long. Its product is annotated as aquaporin-like protein. Gene Ontology annotation, biological process: transmembrane transport. Lineage: Eukaryota; Fungi; Basidiomycota; Agaricomycetes; Polyporales; Fomitopsidaceae. The transcript is spliced from 6 exons. Gene Ontology annotation, molecular function: water channel activity. The coding region runs from base 1 to 951 and encodes 316 amino acids. The record is from RefSeq and is a predicted model, not a curated record. Gene Ontology annotation, cellular component: plasma membrane.